CAGUAGUUGCUUAGACGAAGAAGGUAUAUUAUCCUUGAAUUCUGUUUCGUUCAUGUUUUAGGUUUUUUUCUUCUAGAAUAUUUAUUCUUUCGCAUUUCUCACUAUUUAUACACUUGCUGACCUUUACGUGUAGAUCGAAAGCUUAAACAUAUUCAAUUCAUCUUAAGAUAGGAAAAACAGCAACCCACCAUGAAAGGAUCUACGCCUGCAUUAUUUGCCUGCGCCUUCGCAACCUGGGCUCUCGCAGCACCGGUAGCUACGCCUGAGAAGACCCCGAAUGUCGUCGCAUCAACCCACACGCAGCAGACAGCAAGACAGACCGAUUUUAUAUCAAGAACGGCCCUCUUCCUUUCUACUAUUACGCCCUCACGAAUAUCAAUUGAGAAGCACAACAACGUCGUCGUCGCAGAAGAUGGCCAACGCGUCCAAUUACCAGAAAACCUUGCCGGGGCUAAAUCCUGGGAAACUCCUCACGUUCUCGCAUUUCUUACAUCAUUAACCCGUCCGAAGAAGCAAUCGCCAUUCCCCGAGUCAAGCAUCAUAAGAGAGGAGACUCGCGGAAACAUGGUGGAAGCCGAGCCGCAGGAAACCAUUGUGGAGCUUGAAACUAAAGCAGAGCGUGAGUCGUGGACGUAUCUUCCCUACGUGUCUCAAGACAAAGUCUUGCGUUUCCGUUGCGUGCGUAAGGCCGCAGACACAAUGGUGCUUGUACUUCCCGUCGCCGCCACUGUCAUGAUCCUCAUGGCUCUCUUUUCGAGAGCGCUUCGACACAGGGUUUGCGUUCUCCGGACAUUCGGGAAGAGGGAGAUCCGUCUUGACGAUAAAGAAAUGGCAUCCCCUGACCAAUCUUCGAGACAGAUUCACGUGCCAGGUGCAUAUAGGUCAGUCUACUCCGACGACGGAGUCAAGUCAUAACACUACCGAUAAUAAAAGUCAAAAGAUACGGGGGUCAGGGGGGGUUACUUUUAUUUUAUUUUAUGAUACCAUAACCUGGUCUUGGCGUUCAGGAAUCUGAGCUGGCAUGCUCUAGGGUAUUGAGACUUGUUUCAUCAAGGAAACUGAUUACGAUGACACUGCGACGAUGCACUAUCGAAUUGAGUCACGUCGGGCGUGAAUAAUACGAGCUGGCAAAGUUCGGGUACCGAGGAGUGUUCGAAAGACUCGGCCAUGCAGCAGACAACACCCAGAUGGUCAUGGCCAUGGUCAUUCAAGCCGUCUCAAAGAAUAUGGACACUGUACGAGUACCUACGAGAAUAGCCAGAAUUCGGUAUAGAUGAAGUAGAUUCAUCAAUUGAGAAGAGAAAUCCACGCAAUGAGCUUCGUCGCACCAUGAAAUGACAAGAGUCUAGAACCAUUGACCACCCGUAACACCAUGUCUCAUUGUGCCUCCACAUACGAUGCUGUUCUUACUAAGUCUGCACGUCGUCAGUGAAUCUCCAAAUUGGUCCUGGUGGCUUGAAAGGCCUGGGUUUAGACCAGAUGGUAAUACACGUAGUCAGAAUUGUCCCAUGGAUCCGUUGAAUAGCAUGUGUAAAGGUACAGAAUAGGUAAGAAAUUGACCACCAUGGCCCAUCGACAUGCGAUUCAUGCAACUCAUCUUGAUUUUAAAUACCGA
Daldinia decipiens is the source of this 1615-nucleotide messenger RNA. RefSeq lists its product as uncharacterized. The transcript has 2 exons. NCBI's taxonomy places the organism in Eukaryota, Fungi, Ascomycota, Sordariomycetes, Xylariales, Hypoxylaceae. The record is from RefSeq and is a predicted model, not a curated record. Bases 190 to 915 code for a protein of 241 amino acids.